Messenger RNA from Mandrillus leucophaeus (drill), 1110 nucleotides. Its product is annotated as L-threonine 3-dehydrogenase, mitochondrial. Gene Ontology annotation, molecular function: L-threonine 3-dehydrogenase activity. The record is from RefSeq and is a predicted model, not a curated record. Bases 1 to 1110 code for a protein of 369 amino acids. Gene Ontology annotation, biological process: L-threonine catabolic process. Lineage: Eukaryota; Metazoa; Chordata; Mammalia; Primates; Cercopithecidae. The transcript has 8 exons.
AUGCUGUUCAUUCGGAUGCUGAGGCAAGUGGGGCAGAGCCCGGCCUGUGGCUGUUGGACACCUGUCCUGCCGGUCCGCUUUCUGGGCAUCUCCCCUCGGCAAAUUCCAGCAGAUGCUAACUUCCACUCUGCGUCUUUCUCUGACACAGACCAUCCGCGAGUCUUAAUUACAGGGGGUCUUGGCCAGCUGGGAGUGGGGCUUGCUAAUCUUUUGAGGAAACGAUUCGGAAAGGACAAUGUGAUUUUGUCUGACAUCAGGAAGCCCCCCGAUCAUGUCUUUCACAGUGGUCCGUUCAUUUAUUCUGAUAUCUUGGAUUACAAGAAUCUUCGGGAGAUUGUGGUAAACAACCGCAUCACCUGGCUCUUUCAUUACAGCGCUUUGCUCAGCGCCAUUGGAGAAGCAAAUGUUUCACUGGCUAGAGCAGUGAAUAUAACUGGCCUGCAUAACAUCCUGGAUGUCGCUGCGGAACACAAUCUGCGAUUGUUUGUGCCUAGCACGAUCGGGGCCUUUGGACCCACCUCUCCGCGGAACCCAACCCCCGAUCUCUGUAUUCAGAGACCCAGGACCAUCUACGGGGUGUCCAAGGUCCACGCGGAGCUCAUGGGAGAAUAUUAUCAUUACCGGUAUGGGUUAGAUUUCCGAUGCCUGAGAUAUCCUGGAAUCAUUUCAGCUGACUCCCAGCCUGGAGGAGGAACAACUGACUAUGCAGUCCAGAUUUUUCAUGAUGCCACAAAGCAUGGCAAAUUCGAGUGCAACCUGGAAGCCCGCACAAGGCUGCCCAUGAUGUACAUUGACGACUGCCUCAGGGCCACCCUGGAGGUCAUGGAGGCCCCGGCCGAGUCCCUCUCCAUGAGGACCUACAAUGUCAGCGCCAUGAGCUUCACACCCGAGGAGCUGGCCCAGGAGGUCCUCAAGCACGUGCCGGAAUUCCAGAUCACAUACAACGUGGAUGCCGUUCGGCAGGCCAUAGCGGAUAGUUGGCCGAUGAAAUUUGAUGACAGCAAUGCUCGGAAGGACUGGGGGUGGAAACACGAUUUUGAUCUUCCAGAGUUGGUGACUACCAUGUUGAACUUUCAUGGUUCUGAAACCAGAGUUGCCCAAGCCAACUGA